Molecule: messenger RNA, 629 nt
Organism: Prionailurus viverrinus (fishing cat)
Lineage: Eukaryota; Metazoa; Chordata; Mammalia; Carnivora; Felidae
Gene: OVOL3
Product: ovo like zinc finger 3
Exons: 4
Coding region: 39-629 (196 amino acids)
Biological process (GO): epidermal cell differentiation; regulation of transcription by RNA polymerase II
Cellular component (GO): nucleus
Molecular function (GO): RNA polymerase II cis-regulatory region sequence-specific DNA binding; DNA-binding transcription factor activity, RNA polymerase II-specific
Source: RefSeq, a predicted model, not a curated record
GUCGUGCGUGGAGUGCCAUCUCACCAUUCCGGGAGGUGAUGCCCCGUGUCUUCCUGGUCAGGAGUCGGCGUCCACAGCCAUCCAACUGGGGCCACUUGCCUGACCAGCUCCGGGGAGAUGCCUAUGUCCCAGACUGCAGCAACCAGCGGGGCCCAUCAGCACACCAGUCUUCUGGCCUUGGGGACUCUUGGGCAGCGCCUAUGCAGGGCAGUCUGGCCUCCACUCCCAGGGGCCCUGGGACACUUGGCUGCCCACUCUGCCCCAAGGCCUUCCCUUUGCAGCGCAUGCUGACACGGCACCUCAAGUGCCACAGCCCUGCACGCCGCCACGUGUGCCGCUGCUGUGGCAAGGGCUUUCACGAUGCCUUCGACCUCAAGCGCCACAUGAGGACUCACACUGGGAUCCGGCCAUUCCGCUGUGGAGCUUGCGGGAAAGCAUUUACUCAGCGCUGCUCACUUGAAGCUCAUCUUGCUAAGGUGCACGGGCAGCCAGCCAGCUACGCUUAUCGUGAGCGCCGGGAGAAGCUGCAUGUGUGUGAGGACUGUGGCUUCACAUGCUCGCGGCCUGACACCUAUGUGCAGCACCGUGCCCUGCACUGUGUUGAGACUGUGCACCCACACAACACAUGA